Elaeis guineensis (African oil palm) is the source of this 2140-nucleotide messenger RNA. Its product is annotated as protein GRAVITROPIC IN THE LIGHT 1. The record is from RefSeq and is a predicted model, not a curated record. Lineage: Eukaryota; Viridiplantae; Streptophyta; Magnoliopsida; Arecales; Arecaceae. Gene Ontology annotation, biological process: response to red or far red light; negative gravitropism.
CUCUUUCCUCGGGAAAAGAAAGAACCCAAAUCUAAUCUAAAAUACAUGUUCCCAAAAUUAGGGUUUCUACAUCAUUCGGUCGGCCGCUAGUUUUGACGAUUUCGAUUUGAAAAGUGGAACGGAUCUCUCUAGACUUUCCCACGUUUAAUUCUUUAACUCAGUGUAGGUAGGAUGGAUUCGAGAGCCUCUCCCUUUCGAACCUAGAUCGGCCUCGGGAAGCUCAAUACCCUAUUUUCCCCCACUUUUCUGCUUGAAACCCUGGGUGCGGUGCUCGCUCUUCGCAGUGCGGUAGCUGGAAGCUGUAGAGUUCUCUUCUGGAAUGAUGCGACAAGCUUAGAAAGCUAUGGAUUUAGAAAGUUCUCAUCUUUGAGUGCUACCAGAUUCAACUCGGAAGAUUUCAGAGCUUCAAAAAAUGCUUCUUUGGGGGUUUUUGGAUAGUGAUCUUUCCAGCUCGAGGCAAUGAAAAUGCUUAAAAUCAUCACUUUCUAUCUUUUUCUGGAGCUAUAAAACAGAGUGUUCUUUUUACAAGCACUCUUCUAAAUCACAGGAGUGAUGGACUCCGCUCCACCAAGAACUACAAAGAACUCUUCCAACAUCCCUGGCGUCUUUCUACACAUCUCCAAGCUAUGCAAGCUGAAAUCUGUUGGUGUAUGUGAGAACCCAAAACCCACCAAUGAUUCCUCCUUCCACAGCUCCAAUGCUGGAGAGGCCAAUUGCUGUGUCGACAAUCGAGACUGGAAGAUCCACCCCCAACCAUUGGAGGAAACACCGAUCUCAAGCUCCGGGUGCUUGGAAGAAGCUGUGAUCUCAAGGCUAUUCAACACCAUCUCUGCUCUCAAAACAGCCUAUGUCCAGCUCCAGCAAGCCCACAUCCCUUAUGAGCCUAAGAAGAUCCAUGUUGCUGAUGAGCUUAUUGUUUCUGAGCUUGAAUCCCUUUCCGAGUUACAACAUUUGUAUAUGAAGAAACACAAAUGUGAUUCCAAGUUUCAAUCUUCUCUAUGUUUGAAGAUUCGAGAGUUUCGGGAAAUGCUGGCAGAAUUGGAGACCAAAAUCCAGUGCAGAGAGACUGAGAUUGCCCGUCUCAGGUCAGAAGUUGAGGAAUUGGAACGAAAGAAUGUGGAAUUGGAGCAGAAUAUUAAGCAGCAAAUGCUGCCUGAAGAGGAAUUAUUUCCACUUUGGAAAGAAUUGACUCCAGCUUUGUUUUCUGAGGUCUUUAAGUUCACAUCUAAAUCCAUCCAUGACUUUGCAAAGCCACUCAUUAGCUUAAUGAAAGCUUCUGGUUGGAAUCUAGAUGAAGCUGCCAGUUUAAUAUCUGACUCAGUCAUAUAUGCUGAAAGAUCUCACAAGAAAUUUGCAUUUGAAGCCUAUCUUUCUCGGGUAAUGCUUGGUGAUGCUCAGGAUGUAUGCUUUAGUUUGGAGAAAUUUGAUCGUGUUAUGAGCUUUCGGGACCCCUUGGAUGCUUUGAUGGAAGACCCUGAUUCUAAUUUUGGGAGAUUUUGCCGAUCGAAGUAUGUUAUGGUGGUGCCAUCGCAGAUGGAAUUCUCAUUCUUCGGUAAUUCAGAUCAAAGAGCAUUCGUGUUGAGCGGUGGGCACCCAAGGACGCCGUUCUAUCAAGCAUUCACAAGAAUGGCAAGAUGGAUUUGGGCAGUGUUGGUGAUGGUGCAUUCUUUUAUUCCAAGGGCUGAGAUGUUUUAUGCUAAGAGAGGGGAUGACUUCUCCAAGAACUACAUGGAGAGUGUGGUGAAUCAAGUGCCCACUGAAAAAGGAGAGAAGCUUAAGGUCGGGUUUACUGUGACGCCGGGGUUUAAGAUUGGAAGCACCAUUAUCCAGUGCAGGAUUUAUCCUUGCAGGAUGAAGGCCUCCAUCGGGAGUUUUGGUUCUUCAUUGUAACUAUAGAAGGUAACUUUCUGCUUCAAAAAUAGCACUAUGACGCUGUUUCUCUUUGUUAUAAUCUAUAGUUCAUACAGAAGCAACAGUAAGCUUGCCAUUAUGUAAAAGAAUUUUGAGAGACUUUAUGUCUAUCUUCCUAUCUAUGGAAAGGAACAAAAACCGUAAGGUAGAAUUACUGCAGCAGUUUUUUGCAUUAAUGUAAAUUUGUAGACGGAUGCUUUAUGAGAUUUUUGGAGAUUUUUGGUUUGCU